AGUCGUAGUUGGAACGCAGUGAUUUAUACUUCAAACUCCGCGGGACCGUUCAAAACACCGAGCCGUUGUCACAUCUCAUGUAUACGUCGACAAUAAUAAUAUUUAUCGAUUCACCGUCGAUUCUAUGUGCACAUUCUGAGUUGGGUCGUGGGCGAUUGCUUAACUAUAGCGUUAUUAUAACGAUCAUCCAAUCUUCAGCUAGAGUAAUUGAACAAAAGCGACGACAGAAAAUAUACGUGUGAUCAACGAACACCUCGGCUAGGAAUUGAAUGAAAAGAACCGAAAUGGAUUUGUUGUGAAAUCUAUAACCACUAUAAGGCGUCGGCAUGGUAAAACGCACAUUGGCCAACACCGUGUAUCCGGUGGUGGAACUGACCAAAAAUGACGACGGAAAAUUCGUGUUAUCGUCAAACUCGACCAUGAAAAACUUUUCUAUCGUAUUCAACCUGGACGAGGAAUUCGACGAGGAGACGUUGGACGGCCGUCAAGUCAAGGCGAUCAUCAGACAAGAUGGAAACAAGCUGGUGCACGUUCAAAAACACAGCAAGCACAGCGACACCACGAUCGUCAGAGAAUUCGAACCCGAUCAAUUGAAAAUGAUCCUAACUAUCGACGGAAUCACCUGCACCAGAAUCUACAAAGCAAUCGAAUAAAUACAAUUAUACAUUAUUAUACUAUAUUGUAAAUGAUUCAAUCGAUUCGGAUAUCCGCUGCAGUUCUAUGCAAAAUUUGGACUACUAGCUAUACAUUAUAAAUAUUAUAUUAAAUAUAUAAUAAAUAAAUUAUUAAUAUAUCAUGAUUACACAAAAAUAAAUAAUUAAUUAAUUUUUAA
This is a messenger RNA of Aphis gossypii (cotton aphid), 832 nucleotides long. RefSeq names its product fatty acid-binding protein, muscle-like. Gene Ontology annotation, cellular component: cytosol; nucleus. Gene Ontology annotation, biological process: fatty acid transport. The coding region runs from base 327 to 653 and encodes 108 amino acids. The record is from RefSeq and is a predicted model, not a curated record. The transcript is spliced from 4 exons. NCBI's taxonomy places the organism in Eukaryota, Metazoa, Arthropoda, Insecta, Hemiptera, Aphididae. Gene Ontology annotation, molecular function: fatty acid binding.